Phacochoerus africanus (Common warthog) is the source of this 939-nucleotide messenger RNA. RefSeq names its product olfactory receptor 4C13-like. The transcript has a single exon. Lineage: Eukaryota; Metazoa; Chordata; Mammalia; Artiodactyla; Suidae. Gene Ontology annotation, biological process: G protein-coupled receptor signaling pathway. The coding region runs from base 1 to 939 and encodes 312 amino acids. Gene Ontology annotation, molecular function: olfactory receptor activity; G protein-coupled receptor activity. The record is from RefSeq and is a predicted model, not a curated record. Gene Ontology annotation, cellular component: membrane.
AUGAGAUACAUGGAGAAUAGGAACAAUGUGACGGAGUUUGUUCUACUGGGACUCACACAGAAUCCAAAGAUGCAGAAAGUCGUAUUCAUUGUGGUUUUGAUCAUCUACAUCAUCUCUCUGGGAGGAAAUGUGCUCACCAUGGUCACCAUCACUACCAGCCCACUGCUGAAGUCCCCCAUGUACUUCUUCCUGGCCCAUCUCUCUUUUAUUGAUGCUUGCUACUCCUGUGUCAGUAUGCCUAAACUCAUUGCAGAUUCACUCCAUGAAAAGAAAACCAGCCCUUUCAAUGAAUGCAUGACCCAGAUCUUUGGGGAACAUUUCUUUGCAGGUGCUGAUAUCAUUGUGCUUACUUCGAUGGCCUAUGACCGCUAUGUGGCCAUCUGCAAGCCCUUGCAUUAUACAACUAUCAUGAAUUGGCAGCUAUGUUGGCUGUUAGUGGGAGUGUCAUGGGUAGGAGGCUUUCUUCACGCAACCAUACAGAUCCUCUUCAUCUCCAGACUACCCUUCUGUGGUCCUAAUGUCAUUGAUCACUUUAUGUGUGAUCUGAACCCUUUGCUGGAUCUUGCCUGCACUGAUACCCACACUCUAGGGCUCUUCGUUGCUGCCAACAGUGGUUUCAUCUGCCUGUUAAUCUUCCUCCUCUUGAUUGGCUCCUAUACAGUCAUUCUGCACUCUCUACGGACCCAGAGAUUAGAGGCAAGGCAAAAAGCCCUCUCCACCUGUGUCUCUCACAUCACAGUGAUCGUCUUAUUCUUUGUUCCCAGCAUAUUUGUGUACAUGAGACCAUCAGCUAAUUUACCUGUUGAUAAAGCAGUUGCUGUGUUCUACUCUAUGAUAGCUCCCAUGUUAAAUCCCUUAAUCUAUACCCUGAGAAACUCUGAGAUGAAAAAUGCCAUUAGGAAAUUUUGUAGUAGGAAAGUGAUUUCAAGUGAUCAAUAA